AUGGAAAAGAGGACGAUAAAUAUUCAAAACAUAGUAUAUAGUAGUUCAGUAUCAAGUGUUUUUGUUAGCCUUAUAUGCACACCCCUUGAUGUCAUAAAGAACUACAUACAGUAUAAUAAUAACAUAAGUUUUGACAAGAAAUACAUUGUAAAAAAAAUAACAAAGAAAAAAAAGAACAAACUUAUAAAAUUCAACUCUUUUUAUUACCAGACAUUUAAAAAUAUAUAUAAUAAUUAUGGGAUUAAGGCUAUAUAUAGAGGCCUUGUUUCAACUACAAAUCUAUACGUUAUAAAUAAUACCUUAUUUUUUUACGUAUAUGAAGAACUAAAAGAUAAAGGUAUUCCAUAUUAUUUGAGUGCAACAAUUUCUCGCUUUAUAUCUAUAAUAGUUACAUCUCCUUUGGAAUUAUAUAAAACAAAUAUUCAAGCGAAUGUUUGUAGUAGCUAUAAAGUAAGCAUUUUUGAUAUAUUUAAAGAUAAACAAAAUCGAAAAGUAAAAAUUAAUUUAUAUAAAGGAAUAACAUCUACUCUUGUUAGAGAUAUACCUUUCUCUGCUAUAUAUUGGUCACUUAAUGAAUAUUUUGUUAGUUAUAUAAAAAAGCAAGAUGCUGAAUAUGAAAAAAGGAAAAAUUUUGUUAAAAAAUUUGUAUAUCCAUUUAUAUGUGGUUGUUUGAGUAGUACUAUUACUACAUUUAUUACACAUCCUUUGGAUAUUAUUAAGACAAAUUUACAAGCAAGAUGUAUUGAUAUUAUUCAUAAAAGUGAUUUUGAUUAUAAAAAAAUUAAAAAUUAUGAUAUGUAUACAAAGAAUAAAACUUAUAAUUUCUAUAAUAUUUGUCAGAAUAAUUUAUAUAAUAAUAAAUAUAUAUGUGAUGUUAAAGUUAAUAAUUUUGCACAUAAUAACCAUAGAUCUAUAUAUUAUAAAUAUGGAUCUAGUAAAUAUGGUUGUAAUACAUAUAACUAUAAAUAUUAUAAUUACUUUAAAUUAAGUAAUCAUAAUAAUUAUAAUAUAUUUUCUGUAUCCAAACUUAUUUUUAAAAGACAUGGAAUUAAAGGAUUCUACAUUGGUAUCUUUCCCAGGUUAGUAAAAAUAGUACCAACAUGUGCAAUCCUCUUCUCAACAUAUCAUUAUUUCAAUUAUUAA
Plasmodium reichenowi is the source of this 1143-nucleotide messenger RNA. Its product is annotated as mitochondrial carrier protein, putative. NCBI's taxonomy places the organism in Eukaryota, Apicomplexa, Aconoidasida, Haemosporida, Plasmodiidae. The coding region runs from base 1 to 1143 and encodes 380 amino acids. The record is from RefSeq and is a predicted model, not a curated record. Gene Ontology annotation, biological process: mitochondrial transmembrane transport. The transcript has 3 exons.